Molecule: messenger RNA, 1514 nt
Organism: Suillus subaureus
Lineage: Eukaryota; Fungi; Basidiomycota; Agaricomycetes; Boletales; Suillaceae
Product: MFS general substrate transporter
Exons: 10
Coding region: 1-1401 (466 amino acids)
Biological process (GO): transmembrane transport
Cellular component (GO): membrane
Molecular function (GO): transmembrane transporter activity
Source: RefSeq, a predicted model, not a curated record
AUGUCAGUUCGUCCCCUGCUUGGUUCAGUCGACUGCGGUUCCCGCUACGAUGCCACUUCUAGCAGAAGAAACGACAUUGACAGACCAAUCGUGGAGAAGAGGCUUCUCCGCAAGUUGGACCUUCGAAUGGCCUUCUUAGUUCUGAUUUACAUUAUGAACAUCGUGACCAGGCUACGAGGUUUCGAGGAGGACCUUGGCAUGACAGGGAACCAGUUUAACACACUCAUCAGUAUCCUUUAUGUUGGAUAUUUUUUGACGCAGGCUCCUUCCAAUAUGAUCUUACGCCGCAUGAAAAGGCCAUCAUUAUACCUCUCGAGCUGCGUGAUAGCAUGGGCUGCUAUCACCAGUGUUCAUGGGUAUCAUGCCGCUCUUAUCUUGCGCUUUUUGCUUGGAUUCGUGGAGGCGACAUUCUUUCCUGGAGUUGUAUUCCUUCUUUCACGAUGGUACAAGCGCAAUGAACUAGGGCUACGCAUAGCAGUUCUUCUUUGCGGCAACUCUGUCAGUAAUGCUUUCGGUCCUCUUAUCGCGUCGGGAAUUUUAGGAAGCCUAGAUGGUACACUAGGCUUUUCAGCUUGGAGGUGGCUUUUCUUUGUGGAGGGCGCUUUGACCAUCGUUGUCGCAGUGUCUGCAAUCUGGAUUUUACCUGAUUUUCCUUCAACGCCAUGCGUCUGGCUUUCACCUGAUGAACAAACACUGGCCAAACGACGGAUGGAGGAAGAAGCUGCGGCCAUUGGACACGAGAACAAGUCUGAAGAGAACUUCUCUGGUCUUGCUGAGGCUUUUAUGGAUUGGAGGGUAUGGUGGCUUGGUGUUGCUGUUCAUUUGUUGGUUUGCUCGGCGUCGUUCAGCAUUUUUUUCCCCACCCUAUCCGCUACAAUGGGUUACAGCGCGACUGCUAGCCUUUUGCUCUGCGCACCCCCGUGGAUUUUGGGAACUGCAACCUCAUUUGUUGUGGCCAGGCACUCCGAUGUAACUGGUGAUCGCUUCUGGCAUAUUGUCGGUCCUCUACUUGUCUGCAUCGUUGGAUUUACAAUGGCAAUUUCUACGAUGAAUACGGCCGUGCGAUAUCUAUCUCUAUUCUUCAUGGCUCAGAGCCCUGCUGCCUAUGUUGUCUGUUUGACCUGGGCCAUAAAUACGUUUUCCCAAUCACAGUCGAAACGCGCUGCCGCCAUCGCACUCAUAAACUCCAUGGCAACAGCUGGUUUCAUUGAUUCAUCAUACUUCUGGCCGUCCAAUUGGGGACCUUCAUACGUGAACUCAUAUCUCAUUUGCAUCUCGACAAGCGUUUUGUGCAUUGUGAUGUGCUGGGUAUUUAGGGGGCACCUUUCACGGUGUAAUGAAGCUGCUGAAGCCGAAGAGAACGUUCUAGGGCUACCUAAGGGUUUUAGAUAUCUCCUCUAGAGUAUGAUUGGCAACUGAUAUGAUCCCAUCAGUGAGAAUAUGUAUGAAUGGACAUCAGGGCACACAAUAUAUUCCGGAUAUCUUAUUUGGCGAGUCAUAACUUGAAAUUGACC